Molecule: messenger RNA, 1774 nt
Organism: Olea europaea var. sylvestris
Lineage: Eukaryota; Viridiplantae; Streptophyta; Magnoliopsida; Lamiales; Oleaceae
Exons: 2
Coding region: 971-1531 (186 amino acids)
Source: RefSeq, a predicted model, not a curated record
UUGUAGAUAAUUUAAUAAGAUAAAAUUCAAAUAUGGAAUUCAACUAAAUUUAAGAGUUCUUCUGAGUGUAUAUAAAGCAGUGCAAUGCUUCAGGGAGAAGUAAUACAGAUCUACAGCAAAUGUGCAUUCCCUUAGACUCUUGUGACACAAUUCAGAUACUUUCUCCUUUGAACGUAUGCGGUUUAUAAUAGCUUAUGCAUACAUUUCCAUUCAACUGAAGGUUUAAAUUUUGCAUUUGUUUGGAGAAUUUUUAGUAAAUGGAGCAUUAAAUAUGCUCUAGAUCUUUCUUGGCUUUUAGCCUAGGCUGCAUUUCAUGCUAGGUCAGAACUUUGCGAGAAGAAGUUAAAUCCAUUAAGAACAUCGGGUUUGGUGAAAUAUUGCUUUUCAAAAAGACCCAUUUUAUGAGGUAGAGUUUGGAUGAAGUAGUUGGCAUCUAGAUUGGAGUGAAACUAAAUUUAAAUAAAACUGAGUGUUUCAAACUUGCUGUUUUUGCAUCUCUCGAAACUGAUAUCUGAAACUGCCUUGCUUUCUGAAGUUACCUAAAGUGCAACAAAAUGUUUAUGGGUGUGCAAAAUGGUUAUUUAGGAGAAUCGGGUUCUAUUAUGAUGGAGAAGAUCUAUUAUCAUCUUGUAUUAUUUACCGUUAUUUUUCAUUUGAUUGACAUUUUAGGAAUUAAUUUAUCUUUACUAAUCAAAGUAUUUCUCUUUUGUUUGGAAUUGCAUGUGAUCGGCAUUUUGUCCAAAGUAAUUACUUUUCUGUCACUUAAAAUCUCUAGUUCACUCCGAAGGAAGGUGGGACCCCUGGAAGGAAUUAUGUAGUAUUCACCUCCCCAACUGGAGAAGAUAUCAAGACUAAGAGACAGUUGGAUCAAUACCUUAAAUCUCAUCCUGGAGGACCUUCAGCUGUUGACUUUGAUUGGGGUACAGGUGACACUCCAAGGCGUUCUACAAGGUUAAGCGAGAAAUCAAAGAUGCAGGAGGUACCAGAAGUUGUAACUCCCAAGAAGAAACAAAAGAAACACAGUGAAAAGAAAGAAACAAAGGAGAAUGAGGAUGCUGCUGGAGUGGAAGAUAAUGAUAAGGAUGCUACUACAAAAGAAACUAAAGGGCCUGAUGUGUCUAUGGCUGAUGCAGAAAAUGCUGGGGAUGAUGGUGGUGGAGUGUUUACAGCUGAUGGUGCUCUCCUAGAUGAGCAUAAUAUUGAAGACGAGGAGGAACCACCUGUAGCUGAUGUUCCAAUUGAUUCAACCACUGAUAAGGUGGAUGCUAAAGUUGAGGAAUCCAAAGAUGCAACUGCUGAGGUAGCAAGUUUGAAGGUUGAGAAAUCGAAGGAUGCGACUGCUGAGGUCGAAGGUGCAGAGGUUAUACAGUCUAAGAAUGGGGCUAAUGAUGUCAAGAUUGAGGAAUCAAAGGGCAAGGACUCUGCUAUAAAAGAGCUUUUGGACGGGAAGGUUAUUAGUGCAGAAGCAGCCGCAGCUGAUACAGAUGAGUCAAAGGAUAAUCAAGAAAAAGAAAAGAAAAACCGAGAAUGACCGUCUUGGAACAAUGGACUGGAGGAAAUAACGAAAUCUCGAGUUGCUGAACUUUUUGAUAGGUUCUUCUUGUAUUAUCUUUCAGAUAGGGUUUUAACUAGCAAUUGUAGAUCUGUUCUGCUAAUUGCUGUUAGGAAUUCUUGGAGAAAGUAUUAGGUGUUGAUAUUUGCAGUGUCCACGUCAUCAAUUAUGCACUUGAAACCGUAUAGUUUCUUGAUAUUCAAUAGACAGUUGUUUUUUAAA